Molecule: messenger RNA, 1141 nt
Organism: Phacochoerus africanus (Common warthog)
Lineage: Eukaryota; Metazoa; Chordata; Mammalia; Artiodactyla; Suidae
Gene: C11H11orf52
Product: chromosome 11 C11orf52 homolog
Exons: 4
Coding region: 547-954 (135 amino acids)
Cellular component (GO): extracellular exosome
Source: RefSeq, a predicted model, not a curated record
AGCAUGGGAGGAGAGAAAAAGAAAAAAAGGAGACCAUUUCUCUAAAUUUUAGUUUCCAAGAGGGUCCAGUAUUCAAACCCAUAUUCUGGACAGAUAUCAGAAGAAGCUGAGAGCGACUACCUUGAAAGUGAAUCUCCAACCCGAGUAGUGCUGGGGAAACAUAAGAAAGGUGCUUUAUUAUAGAGCAUCUAUUUUGAUGAUGGAGUGAUAAAAUGGAGAAACAUUUCCUAGGGAAACCCUUUUCUAUCUCAGGUUUCUUUCCCCUGAAGCUUGAAGCUCAAAGUUCAUGCUUCAUCAAAGCCGUUCCAAAUCCCGAAGGUGAACUCGCUCUCACCUGGAGCCUGUUGUGUUUCUCUUCCCUUUGGCUGGGAGCAGUCACCUGGGAAUCUUUCCAGCAGGUGGCUUCCAAAGUCCAACCUGUUAGGUUGAAAUCUGACACUGACAGCGACUCCCCGGAGCUGCUGAGGAAAGCCAGACGGGGAACCAGGAAAUGCACAAGCCUCUUUCUGUUCAAAAACAGCUGGGCUCCCAGGGAGACAGAGCAGCAUGGGAAACCGGCUCUGCUGCGGGGGAAGCUGGAGCUGCCCAUCAACUUUCCAGAGGAAAAAGAAAAUGGGGAGCCAAGCAAGAUGGACAUUGAAGCAGCAGCAGCAGCAGCAGCAGCAGCAGCAGCAGCAGCAGCAGCUGAAACAGAAUGGCUUAAAGGGCCACGACAUAAGGAGACGUACACAUGAGCAGGUGUUAAAGCAGCCUGCGCCUCAGCGGAGGAGUCAAGGCCUCAGGUUGGAGGAGAGCAGCUUACAUUACGCAGACAUUCAAGUAUGCAGCAGAACCCAGCCACGCUCGGCCCAGGAGAUGAAGCACCUGCAGUUGGAAAAUGCUACAGAGUAUGCGAUCCUUCACUUCCCACAGGCCAAACCCCGCUAUGACAGCAAGAAUGGGACCCUAGUGUGAGCCCUGGAAAGGAAGGACUUGUUUGCAUCAUUUCACCACUAUGGCUCUGGGGAGAAUCUAUUGCUUUGUGGAAUCAGAUGGCAGCCCAGGGAUGGCGGGCACAUUUUAAGUUUAAAGAACUCAAUGGAGUUUCCAUUGUGGCUCAGCAGUAAUGAACCCAACCAGUAUCUAUGAGGUUGUGGGUUUG